AUGCUCUCCUUUAUGGAUGGAAUUGCAAGAUACCACCAAAUCCCUGUCGCCGAAGAAGACCGAUACAAGACUGUCUUCCGCUACCCAGGGUUCGCGGGAGCGUUCGAGUAUGUUGUCAUGUCAUUCGGGGUCAAAAACGUGUGGGCAACAUAUCAGCGCGCCAUGAAUUUUAUUAUCCACGGCAUCUUAGGGAAGUUGAUUGAAGUCUAUAUCGAUGAUGUGGUGGUCAAGACCAAGAAACAGGAGCACCACAUUGGAGACCUUCGCCAGAGGGGCAUCGAGAUCCCAAAAGACAAGGCGCAGACGGUGAUAGACGCCUCGCCCCCCACAACCAAAAAGGAAUUCCAACAGUUGUUUGGGUUGCAAGCCGCGCCACUACAUGCUUGCCUUUACCACGGUGGUGAUCGCCUAGUCCGACUUGGUCAAAAAACAGUAAAAGGACAGGCAAUAGCGAACUUCUUAGCCCAUCACCCACCGUCAAAGCUCACGGAGUUUCUCGAGUUAGAAUUCGCUGCUGUUACACUCACCCCGUGGACCUUCUAUUUUGAUGGGUCGCAAACUGAUGUCGCCACAAGAGCAGGGAUCGCCAUUGAGAAUCCAGCCAGAGACCGCUUCUCCUACUCGUUCCAGCUCGAUUUUAAAUGUGUCCGCGAAGUUCAUGUCCUUGGUGACUCUCUCCUGGUCGUCAAUCAGUUGGCGGAGAAGUUCAAGUGCUUAAGUUCAUCCAUCGAGCCAUAUUUGCGUAAAGCAUUCGAGGUGUUGGAAUAG
Messenger RNA from Fragaria vesca subsp. vesca, 768 nucleotides. RefSeq lists its product as uncharacterized. Lineage: Eukaryota; Viridiplantae; Streptophyta; Magnoliopsida; Rosales; Rosaceae. The transcript has 5 exons. The coding region runs from base 1 to 768 and encodes 255 amino acids. The record is from RefSeq and is a predicted model, not a curated record.